Molecule: messenger RNA, 1904 nt
Organism: Galeopterus variegatus (Sunda flying lemur)
Lineage: Eukaryota; Metazoa; Chordata; Mammalia; Dermoptera; Cynocephalidae
Gene: NEMP1
Product: transmembrane protein 194A
Exons: 8
Coding region: 13-1128 (371 amino acids)
Cellular component (GO): nuclear envelope
Source: RefSeq, a predicted model, not a curated record
CGUGAGGCAACCAUGGCGGGAGGAAUGAAUGUGGCGGUCUCGCCGGCAGUUGGUCCCAUAUCCUGGGGCUGGGGUACCGGGGGCCGUGGGGCAGUGCGGCUUUUCCUGGUCCUCUCCGGCUGCUUGGUCUGCGACUCAGGUGGGAUUGAUGUAAAGGUGGUCAUGCUUCAGGAAUCCCGAGUUGAUGAUAUGUGUUCCAGCCAACAAUUCUGUUAUAAAAAUAUGCUUAUCCCAAAAUGGCAUGAUGUGUGGACACGGAUACAGAUCCGGGUAAAUAGUUCCAAAUUGGUACGAGUCACCCAGGUGGAGAAUGAGGAGAAACUGAAGGAGCUAGAGCAAAGUCAAAUUUUCUACUAUUCCACUGGGAUGAGUGUGGGAAUUGUGGCCUCUCUACUAAUCAUCAUUUUCAUGCUGUCCAAGUUUAUGCCCAAGAAAAGUCCCAUUUACAUCAUCCUGGUGGGAGGCUGGUCAUUUUCUCUGUACCUCAUUCAACUAGUUUUUAAAAAUUUACAAGAGAUCUGGAGGUGUUACUGGCAGUAUCUUUUAAGCUACAUCCUCACAGUUGGAUUCCUGAGUUUUGCAGUGUGUUACAAGUAUGGGCCCUUGGAGAAUGAACGAAGUAUCAACCUGCUGACCUGGACCUUGCAGCUGGUGGGCCUGUGUUUCAUGUAUUCUAGCAUCCAGAUACCACACAUUGCCCUUGCCAUUAUCAUCAUUGCUCUGUGUACCAAGAACCUGGAGUACCCUAUUAAGUGGCUGUACAUCACCUACAGAAAGAUGUGUAAGGCAACAGAAAAGCCUGUCCCCCCUCGUCUCCUGACAGAAGAAGAGUAUCGGAUACAAGGAGAGGUAGAGACCCGAAAGGCUUUAGAGGAGCUUCGAGAAUUUUGUAACAGUCCAGACUGCUCUGCUUGGAAGACUGUUUCUCGAAUCCAGUCCCCAAAAAGAUUUGCUGACUUUGUGGAAGGCUCCUCCCACCUCACGCCAAAUGAAGUUUCUGUUCAUGAGCAGGAGUAUGGAUUAGGAAGCCUUAUUGCCCAGGAUGAAAUCUUUGAAGAAGCAUCCUCUGAGGAGGAGGACUCAGAUUCUCGGUGUCCUGCUGUCAUACAAAACAACUUCCUGGCUUAGGUGUCAGUCAGUUAUCUUUAUGUGGACUGGCUUGGUGCCUUGGUGGUCCAUGUUGCAUGUGUUGUGCAAUUGCUUUCAACCCUUUGAAACAGGGUGAGAUGGUGCAGAUAUUCUCACAUUGAAACGAGAGGCCUGAGUAGACCUCCCCCUGGAAAUGGUCUCUGUGAGAUCCCUGAGGAAGCAGAGUGGAUAAAGCAGUGAAUAUUAUGGUAGUUUGCUUAUCAUUGGUAAAGCUAUCAGUCCAAUUUUAUGUUCCCAAAGAAAAUGGUUGGCCAUAGCUAACAUGGCAUUCUAGCUCCUCUUUGAAAGUUGAUUCAAUCUUGACAUUUUUGUCACUGUGGCUGGCCCUUCAAAGUGAGAAUUAUUAUAAGUACAGUAAUGCUUUUCAAACUAUAGGCUGCAACUUCCAGAGGGAAAUUCACAAGUCUGAGCCUCUUUCAGUUCAGCAUUUAUUUCAGUGACUAGAAUAAUCCUUGAUUUAACUGUUUUGAGAGAAAAAUGAAGUUUUAUUUGUUUUAAAUGUUUUUAAAUGAAUGUCUUUUUGAAAAUGUAGCAAAUUUAUGUUCUAGACCAGCAAGUACUCCAGAGUGACAAGCCCUGUAGGCCCUAUGUGUUUAUUAGUAUGGAUUAUUCAUUAAAGCCCCAGGAGCUGUAGUGUUGAGCCUUGAAUUAGUUUUCACUCGUAACAUUAUGAGUCCUUCUUGCUUUUAGGAACAUGCCUUUAGGCUCUUCUGUAGGUAAAGUCUCUUGGGCUUUAUAUUAUAUUCAACUUUCAA